Molecule: messenger RNA, 2113 nt
Organism: Lottia gigantea (owl limpet)
Lineage: Eukaryota; Metazoa; Mollusca; Gastropoda; Lottiidae
Exons: 7
Coding region: 799-1383 (194 amino acids)
Source: RefSeq, a predicted model, not a curated record
AGCAACCUCUUGUCAGUGUCUUUUUCUGUUAUGAUCUAGACCAGGAUAGAGCUCGAAUACUCUUAUAAGUUUGAGGUGUUCCUCAAGUAUUUGUUCAACUUUUUUAAUUCACUUUGUUGAUUAUUUUUCUAUGAUAUUAUCAAAAAUUAAAGUCGUGUCGCUGAUUCGAUUUGCCUUUUGUGUUGCUAUUUUUAGCAUCAUAUAUUUUAUGUUGGUUCAACCUUUAAUGAAUUACAAUAUGAGUGAUUUUUCCGAUCAAGAUUUUACUGGUUUCACAUCUCAAGACUUGAGUAUUGCUGAAAAUAUUUUGAUUAAUAAUACUAAUCAGGGCGAUACGUCUAAGUUUGUUGAUCUAAUAACAAACGCUUCGAAACCGGAAGUAAAGUCUUCCAAUGUAAACAAACAUGGCCGGAAAAGGAAAAACGUGGAGAAAAUUUCAGCUACAAGUACAAUAGAUCUUGGUAUAAGAGGCCUUUUUUAGCUGGAGGCCAGAGGAGAUUUCAACCUCCAGAUCGAAGAGCAGCAUAUUAUCCAAGUUACAAAAAUUACCAGAACAGGGGCAGACCAUACAUACAGUACUCGAGGCAAAGCCAGAGGUCGUUACACAAAGAGUCAAUAGAUCAUGAAAGUGAAGUUACAGGUCUGAAGAAUAAACUCGGAAAAGAGACGACCAAAGUAUCAAGUCAAGCCAGCUCUACACAAACUAGUCCAUCACAGGUUCCUGUAACUCCAUUGAGAAGGACAUUUAUACCAACAACUCCUAAACUACAUCCAAAGACAGCUGACACACCUAAAACAAUGAAGACACCAGUUGGUGAGGAGCAGACACCACAGAGAAGUAUUCUUCGUGGAAUCAAUAGUGUAUCUAAAAAACGACGUGUUGCUUUUAUACCUGAUAAUGAGAAACACAAUGAUUCAGAUUCUUCUUCUUCCGAAUUAAUGGAAAUAGAGCCUAUGGACAUUGAUCAAUUUGCAAGAGGAAAAUCUACACCAAUUCAUAUUCGUCCAUCUCCACGAGUAAAAGUAUCAGAACCAACACGACAACCAUUAAAAACUCCACAAUUGAAUAGAGUUCCUCGUGGUCCACCCAUUAAGCUCAAUCCAAAACAGCAACAAAUCAAAGGAUAUAUGGGUAAAGAAAAUGACCAAUAUAAUGCUUUGUUUCCUAAUGAGACACGAGAAAAUAAAAUUGUAAAAAAGAAGGAGAUUAUGGCUGGUUCCAACAUGAGAAAAACACCAUCAAAACAAACAAAGGCUAAAUUCUUCUCUGUCUCUCCAAAACAAAGAAAAGAGGCAGCAAGCAAGGCACGUAAAUCAGAUAAAGUUGAAGAUAUGGCUUGGUUUGAUCUUGAUUCUGUUUUUGGAUUUGGUCCUGAGGACUAAACAAACAGUUUGCCUAUUUGUGAAAAGAAAGGAAGUUUUUUGUUUUUAUUUCACAGAAUAGCUUUCAGAUAGUCAAACAAAAAAUAUUGUGUCCUGUUUACAAACAUACAUGUAUGAAAAGUUAGUCAAACUUACGCAGACCUAAGAGUAAAAAACAACUUUACAAACAGAAUACACUAUUGCUUAUUGCAGCUUAUAAAUUCACUGAUUGUUAUAAUAUGAAUUAUCUUGUUUAUUUAAUUUCAUUCUUCAAACCCUGAUAAAAUGAUAAAAAAAUAAUUGUGAUAUACUAUUCUGUGAUAAUUUAAAUAAAAGGUUACAAAAUCAUAUAAAAAUAUUGAUAUUAAGACAUGUUUUGCAUGUUAAUAGUUAUGAAUUUUACCUUUUAAAAAUAUGAUACGAUAUUUAUAUAUGAUGAAAAUAUAGUUGAUGUUAUUCAAAUUAAAAAUACAUUAAGAAGAUGAAUUACUUAUUUUUUUUUCUAUUUUUGAAGGAAUGCAACCUCCUUGGACACCUGAUGUAAUAAUAUACAUAUUGAAAAUAUUCUUGGUUCAAAAAUGACUAUAUCAGAUUUAAUGUUAAUAGUCUCCAAAACUGUACGAAAAUUUCUUUCUUUCUAUUGCUAGUGUACCCUCUGGCUGAAAAUUGGGGUACCCGAAAAUUGUUGAUAAAAUCUAAACUUAAUUUUAUAUUAUCUAGUCCUUAACCAUUCUGCACUAUGGCAGUCUUG